Molecule: messenger RNA, 571 nt
Organism: Rubroshorea leprosula
Lineage: Eukaryota; Viridiplantae; Streptophyta; Magnoliopsida; Malvales; Dipterocarpaceae
Source: the annotation of a GenBank genome assembly
CUUUCCUUUCUUGAAGAUUUCUAAUGGCAUUAAAAUCCCCAGCUAUACACCAGUUUCCUUUGUUGGAACAAAUGAGGUUUGAUAGAUUCUCCCAUAAAAUUCUUUUAUUUACCAGAUCAAAUGAGAAAUAGACAUUAACCAAAUAGCAAGGAAUGUUUUCUUCUCCCCAAAUAGCAAGGAAUGUUUGGGUGGAACUAAUCUGUUAUGCUGCGGCUAAUUGUAAGCCAAAUGUGCAUGCACAACAACCAAGUAAGGGUGGAGAACUGCUCACCUUCAUCUGGCUGUGUAUGUCUCAUUUGGAUGCGGAAGGAGCAUUUCCGUUUUACAGAAUAAGAAAAAUCAGGCAGAUGCAACAGGGCCGGAAUUGAUGAAUUUCGAAAUACAUAGUUUGAUUCUUUUUUGUGUGAUUUUUUUUUUUUUUUUGGUACAUAGUUUGAUUUUUGUAUGUUUUGGUCUCUGUUUGUCUAUCACUUCUUUCCAUUCAUUGUACUUUUAGAAAUGCUUUAUUUUUAUUCAAUUUAAUGGAAAUGCAUUAGUUUUCCCAUUCCAAAAAUAGAUUUGAUAGAAUUGA